CCUGUCCCCGUCCGGAAAGGUGCUGCAGACGCUGCCGUCCCCUCCCGCCCUUUGUUUCCGCUUCCGGCGCCUGGAGCCCGGAUUUCUCCUGCGGCGGCGGCUGAGGAGCGGGAUGGGGACGCGGCGCUUUCUGGAGGCGGCGGCGGGGCGGAUGGCGGCGGCGUGCCCGGCCCAGGCGCGGUUCUUGCGAUGGACACUCAGCAACAUAGAAGGCAAAAAGACAAACAAUGCAGGCCAAGUGUGCCCUUUCUGUUUCCAGUUUCUUCUUCCUGGUAACCACAGGGUACGUCUAAAGCCCAAAAUGAGAAUAACUCCACAGAUACAGAAAUUACUUCAUCGAGAAGCAAAUAAAUACAAACUCAAUUUCAAGCAAGGAAAGCUGCUGAAGAGAUACAAGGAAUCAAAAAAUGUUCUGCUAAUCACUUGCAAUAUAUGCAAGAAAACAACCAGAUGCAAUGGAAAAAAUAGAAGAUCUUGGACUGUGACAACCUCAGCCUUUGAGACUCCAUCACUUUUUAAGAAAACCACGCCUUCUAGCUGCAGUAACUCAGGAUCUCAAAGAAAGAAACUGUCGCCAGGUUCCAGAACUUCAACACCUGGACAAUCAACACCUCAUUUCUCCUCCAGCAGUCCCAGGAAUGCCAAAGCUAACUUCACUCGAUUGAAGAAACUGCUUCGCCUUGAAGAAAACAAAAAAAAUGAUAAAGGGAACUUCAAGAACUUCUUAACUUCACUGUAAAAUCUUAACACACCAUAAUUGAGGCUGUGAAAAGUGAAGGAAUGGAAUCUGUUCCCAGAAGUGGUACCUUGUUUGUAGGGGGAUCAUUGAUUGGUAGAAGUGCUCACGUUGGGAAUACUGUCGUGUGGUCUGUGUAGAGCUGGCUUGGAAGACUAUUUAUGAAGUGCGACCACAACCAAAUUGGUGCUGCUGAACUGCUAACAGAAUUUCCAGGAAUAUAUUACGCCUGUUUCAUUUUCUGGACCCAGAUAUGGAUUUCUACAUGGUUCUGGAUCUGCGGUAUUUCAAGAUCUUCUCCCACAGAGCCGAUUGCUUAUGGAGACCCUGCCCACCCCAGAGAUUCUGCUGGGCCUCAUCCCUUCUCAAAGAUCUUUUGCUUGUGGCCAAAGAGGCUCCCUUUUUUCUUAGGGUGCCUUUGGCAUUUCAGUGGCUGCCCAUACUGCGUCUGGAACCAGAUGUGUAAUUUCGGGCCAAGCGGCAUGUGGCUUCGGGGUCCAGGAUCCGUUCCCCUAAUGUGUGGUUGAUGGCCAAAAGACAGCCACUGGGGAGGCAGAGAAUGUGGACUGGGCAGCAGCAUGAGGAAGUGUCUUUGAAUUCGUCCAGGUUUUGUAUUUAACUGAAAUAGAAUAACUGCUGAUCUCUUCAGUGAGCUUCACUUGCAGCCAUAACAGUGUAACUAUUUGGGAUAAACUAAAGAAUGGCAAUUAGCAGCAACCUGAGUCCUGUCGUGUAACACCGCAGCUCUGUAGUUCUAUGAUAAAGUCAUAACUGGGUGAGGACAAGUAUCCAAGCGAACCAUUGCCAUUUGGGCACAUAGGAGAGCAGCUUUGUUCCUGAUGGAGCUGGGAAUAGUGGAGAGUGGGGGUGUGUGUGCUGCUUUUCCAGUUGAAGCUGUACUUAAAAAUACAUCCGUUCUCAGAACAUUGAGUUAAUACGGUGUUUUUUCUUUGAAUGGUGUCUGCCACUUGGAAAUAUUGACUAUAUUCUUCACAGACUGUAUCUAGCGUGUUCAAAGUACAGUUGGCCUUUGAUUGCUGGGUGGGGGUGGGCAGUGGGGGAGAGGAGCAAGUGCAAUGCAAUAAAACAGCACAGUAAA
Heteronotia binoei (common prickly gecko) is the source of this 1835-nucleotide messenger RNA. RefSeq names its product chromosome 10 C18orf21 homolog (gene RMP24). The record is from RefSeq and is a predicted model, not a curated record. Lineage: Eukaryota; Metazoa; Chordata; Lepidosauria; Squamata; Gekkonidae. The transcript has 5 exons. Bases 113 to 739 code for a protein of 208 amino acids.